Molecule: messenger RNA, 645 nt
Organism: Trichoderma aggressivum f. europaeum
Lineage: Eukaryota; Fungi; Ascomycota; Sordariomycetes; Hypocreales; Hypocreaceae
Exons: 1
Coding region: 1-645 (214 amino acids)
Biological process (GO): response to hydrogen peroxide; protein complex oligomerization; response to salt stress
Source: RefSeq, a predicted model, not a curated record
AUGGCUUUCCUUCAGCGCAACUUUUACACUCCCGAGACCUCUUUCACUCCUCUCUUCCGCCUUCUUGAGGACUUCGACAACUACUCUCGCCAAGGCAACGACACUCAGCGUGCCGGCCGCCGCACUAUCGCUCACUGGCAGCCCAAGUUCGACGUCCGCGAGACGGGCGAAGCUUACGAACUCCAUGGCGAGCUCCCUGGAAUGAAGAAGCAGGAUGUCCACAUCGAGUUUACCGACCCUCAAUCGAUUGUCAUCCGCGGCAAAGUUGAGCGCACCUACACAGCCGGCACCCCUCCUGCCGGUGCUCUCGAAGACUCUUCCAAGAGCGGCGCCAUCACUGAGUCUGGCGAGCAUGAGCGCCCCAAGUCUCCUCAUCAGGCUACCGUCGAGGACGAAAACGAAGCUGGAAACACUACCGCCCCCGCUGAAGGCGAGGUGGUCAAGGCCGACUCCUCUAAGAAGCAACCUGCUGACUCCGCCAAAUAUUGGCUCACUGAGCGAAGCAUCGGCGAAUUUUCUCGCACUUUCAACUUUCCCUCUCGUGUCAACCAGGAUGGUGUGACGGCCAACUUUACAGACGGCAUUCUCAACGUCGUCGUUCCCAAGGCGGCUAAGCACGAGCCUCGCCGAAUCAACGUGCUCUAA